Molecule: messenger RNA, 3228 nt
Organism: Drosophila navojoa
Lineage: Eukaryota; Metazoa; Arthropoda; Insecta; Diptera; Drosophilidae
Gene: Ccdc39
Product: Coiled-coil domain containing protein 39
Biological process (GO): epithelial cilium movement involved in determination of left/right asymmetry; inner dynein arm assembly; cilium-dependent cell motility
Cellular component (GO): axoneme
Source: RefSeq, a predicted model, not a curated record
UUUAGUCAACUCUCAGCUGGAUAUAGCACUGUAUACUACAGCAUAUCCGGCUCUGUAUACUCACAUACUUCCAAAAUGGGCGACACCGCCAAUAAAACAGAUGACAUGAAGAGCACAUCGCUCGACGAGUUCAAGCUGGAGGCCAUGCGCUCCAUGGGAUGGGCCGUCGAGGCGGACAUACCCAUGGCGAAUGCCGAGAAUCUGGCCAUCCUCGAGGAGAUGGUGGGCAUGCGGGCAGAGAAGUUCAAUCUGCAGCAGCGCAUCGCAAAUCUGGAGGAGCGCGAAAAGACAAUCGAGCGGCACAAGAAAAAUAUUGAGGCUACGCUGCAGCAGAAUAUUAACUUCUUCAAUUCGGUGAAGAACGAUGUGCUGAAGGAGGCGCAUCGCACGCAGCUGGUGAUCCUGGAGCGCAACAAGCUCAAGGAGGACUUGCGCAAGAAUCAAAAGGAGUUGUCAGAAUACACGGAAUUCGCGGAGCACACACUGCGUAAAAUUAAUAAAAGCAAGCGCGAGAUCGAUGAUCUGACCAAGCGCAUCAAGGCGGCCAAGUCGAGCCUGGUCGAGUGGGCCGAGGCCAUGGAGGAUGGCAACAAGGGCUACCAGCUGAUCGACAAAUACUACCAGGACGAUCAGCAGCGGGCAAAGGAGCUGAACACGCGUCGCCAGCUGCUGCAGGCGGAGAUCGAGAAGCGUCGCAGCGCGGUCGUCAUGCUCUACGAUGAGCAGAGCACGCUGGAGAAGAAUCUGGAGCGCACGGCUAGCUUGUAUAGGGAGGCGCAUCUGGAGAGACGCCAAAUGGUGGAUACAUGGAAGCAGGCGGUCAAUCAGAUGACACAGCGCGAACAGGAUAUACAAGCCGGCGAGGAGGAGUGCAUUAGGCUGACGGAGCAGGCUGAGGUGAUGGCCAAUGCAUAUUUCAGGGCCAAUGAGCAGCUGAACGAUGUCCUGGAGAAUAAUCGGCUGGUCGAGCAAAGCAUCGAGAUAUUGAACUCGGAGACAUCCGAUGCCAAGAAUGAGAUACAGCGCCUGGUCGAUACCUCGACUCUGAAGGAGCGCGAGAUCCUAGCGCUGCGCCACGAACUGGAGAAUCUGUCCAACCAGGUGCAUGCUCAGCGUCUGGAAAAUCGCAAGCUGAUCAAGCAACGGGAUGAGAAGCUUGUCGAGAUUGAGAACUUCGCCACGACGCUGAAGAAAAUUGAGGAUCGCCUGAAGGCGAUCGAGGACAAGCACACCGAUGCCAAUCAGCGACUCCAAAUCCUCGACGAGAUGAUGGAGGGCGAAGAGGAGGCGCUCAAGUUACUGAACAAAGAGCAGCAGCGCUGCAACGAGCUGCUCUACCGCACCCAGCGCCAGAUAAACGAGCUGAAGGAUGAGGAGACCACGAUCAUGGUGCAGAAUGGAGCCCUGCAGUCCACGCUGCUUGCCGUCACCCGUAGCCAGCGGCAGGUGGAGGCGGAGAUAAAGCGCCAGACGGAAAUACACUACGACAUGUCCUUCAAGUACUUGCAGUGCGAGCGCAAGCUAGCCGACCUGCGAGGCAAAAACGCAGACCCGGAGACGGAGGCACGCAACCAGAAGAUUCUCUCUGAACUGGAGCAGUAUCUGGCCAAGCUGCAGCGUCGUCUGGCCUCCACGGAGGCGCAAAACAAGAAGCUCAACUAUAGCAUGAAUGCCCUGGUCGGGGUCUAUAACAACGAUGCCAAGGAUCUGGAGCUGGUCAAGUUCAAGAUCAAGGAGGCGCAGGUCUACUGCGAGGGCACCAUCAAGCGCCUCCGCAUGAAUCGCUACGAAAACUCCGAGCUCGUGGUGGAACUGAGUGUGCUCAAGAUGCGCUGCUGCGACAUCCAGAAUGUGAUCGACAACUGCGAGAAGGGCACCUACAGCCUGAAUCAGCAUCGGCUGGCCUUCCAGCGCAUCAUCAAGGAUCGCUUUGUGGAGCUGCAAAGUCAGCGGGAUAUUUUGCUACUGAAGCGAAAACAUCUCAACGAGGAACUGAGCACGCUUCGCGCCGAUCUUGGAGAGCGCAAGAAGCACAUCAACGUGCUGCGUGCCCGCUUCGAGUUGACAUCGGCGCUGCUGGGCGUCAACGAGGAUGGCACCAUAAUCACGGCCACCCAGCUGAAAGUGGAAAAUGCCCAGGAGCGACAGCUGCUCGCCGACGAGGGAGACGAACUCAACAAAAAGGUGAUCAAGGCGGAGAAGGAGGUGAUUGCCCUGGAGAAUACGCUGCGCCAAUUCGACAAGUCCAACGACAACUACCGCAAGAAUCUAAAAAGUUUCGAUGACAGCUCAAAAGACGAACAGCGCGCUGAGGAGGAGUUGAGGAAGGUGCAGGAGGCCUAUUGCAAGCAGCUGGAGCAGCUGAAGGUGCUGCGCUGCAAGGCCGAGGCAUACGACAAUAAGAUUGAGCGGCAGCAACAGGAAAUCGAUAAACUAAUGGAUGACAUCGAAACGGAAAAACAAAAGUGCAUAGACGAUGCGGAAACGUUGCGCAAACUGAAGAGAGAGCUGCACGAGCAAAAGGCGAAAAUCGAGCGAGCCAAUCGCGAGAUACAAACGCUGCUCAAGGAAAUCAAACAGCAGGCCAUAAGCGAAGAUUUUCUGUCGCUAUUCGAGCGCGACCUCAAUCUGCAGGAGCUGGAGAAUCGCAACAGAAAGGUAUUAAAUCUAUUGUGUGACAUGACCAAUACCGAUCCGGAUGGGGCUCGCAUAAUAACCUAUAUGCUGGACAAAGGGAUUAAGCUGCCACAGCAUUUGAAGCCCGUGCGCAGUUGUGCGUUCUCCAGGACAUCGUCGUACUCCUCGGUGGAUUGCUAUUCCGUCAAAGGUUAUAGCGCACGUUCCUCCACCUCAGAGGCGAGCCUGGGCAAGGAGGAGCCCAGCUCGGCGAAGCUUAGCGUCGUCUCCCUGGAUUUUCCGACGAAAAAGAAAAAGUGAUGCUCCACAAAUUUCUCAAUUUUCUUCUAGUUGUACUAUUACUAUUCCCCCACUCUCCGCACGUGCUUUGGCCAAUGAACUGUUUACAAAUCGGACAGCCAAAGAGAAACAAGAAUAAACGGCACAGCGAAUGAGAAAACACGAAGAGAUACAAAAAUAGAGCACAGCAAAGCACUGACCAAAUAUCAACAAGAAUCAAGAGAGCAGCACAUACAUAUAGGCAUUACUAUAUACACAUACAUAUAUAGUAUAUAGGUAUACUUGUUUAUAAAUAGAGUUUGAUUUCACACA